Messenger RNA from Chelonoidis abingdonii (Abingdon island giant tortoise), 2519 nucleotides. RefSeq names its product WAS/WASL interacting protein family member 3 (gene WIPF3). Gene Ontology annotation, biological process: exocytosis; endocytic recycling; retrograde transport, endosome to Golgi. Gene Ontology annotation, cellular component: early endosome; WASH complex; recycling endosome. NCBI's taxonomy places the organism in Eukaryota, Metazoa, Chordata, Testudines, Testudinidae. The record is from RefSeq and is a predicted model, not a curated record. Gene Ontology annotation, molecular function: actin binding; gamma-tubulin binding; alpha-tubulin binding.
CAGUUGUUUACAUUAGAGGGACACUGUGUCAAAAAUCAUUGUGACAAAUUUAAUCUGCUACAGAUUGUGUACUGAAAUACACAAUAUUCCAAUACCCUAUCUGCUCACAAGAAUGGAGCAGGCAGGCAGAUCGGACAGCUGGCAUAAUAUGUGGACACAUGAACCCAGAACAAAAACACAACUGUUGGAUCUAAUUUUAAACCUAACAGUCUUGACUGAGUGGCUUUAGAUCCUAAUUGACUGGCUAUGGCUAAAUUGUUAGUGGGAACGGGGAGAAGGAAGUUUGAAGAUACUGGUGAAAAGCUUUUGAUAAAGGCAAGAUAUAUUUGCUCCAGUUAUGGUUCGUCCAUUUGUCACAGCAAAUACAGAGCCUGCAAAGUUCAGAAAGGAAGAUCAAAAAGGUCGAAGUGCAUUGCUAGCAGAUAUUCAGCAAGGGGCUCGCUUAAGGAAAGUUACCCAAAUCAACGACCGAAGUGCACCACAGAUUGAAAAACCCAGAGGACCUAACAGAGAUGGAGGUGGCCCAGCAACCAGCAAAAGUGGUGCGCAGCCAUCAUUGGGGGGCUUAUUUGCAGGUGGCUUUCCCAUGCUGAAACCAGUUGGCCAAAGAGACAUGACGGCUGGCAAGGCUGGGCAGCUGCCUGGAGUACGAGUGCCUCCUCCAAAGUCUCCAGCCCCAUUGAACAGCAAUGCCAAAGCAAGCAGUCAUGUUUCAAGUCUGCCUGAUUGUCCAAGAGCAGCACACCCAUCGGAGCUACCCAGUGGGCCAAGAGCAGGACCAGCUCGGCCCUGCAUGCCUGCCCCUCCCCCACCUCCACCAGUUUCUAGCAAACCUUCCCUUGUUUUCCCACCUCCUCCACCUCUUCCCUCUCCUCUGGAAAAACCUGCAAAAGUGUCACCCCUGAAUUUGGUGGUACCACCACCACCACCUCUUCCUCCUCCUCCUCCUCCUCCUCAGAGUGACAAGCCUGCCAAGGUUCAAGCAACAGCUUUGUACCUGCCGCCUCCUCCCCUGCCCCUGGCACCACCUUGUGGAUUGCCAGUCAGAACAACUGACUUACCUAAUAAUUCUCCCCUGCACCCUGAUUUGAGGGAUUAUCCACCUCCAACUCCUCCCCCGCCUCCACCACCACUGCCUCCUACUUCUUCACCCAGGGGAUCCUUGCCGCUGCCACCCUCCCCUAACUUUAACAGUGCUGUGAACAGCCAAGACAUUCCUCCCGCACUGCCCCCCAAAUCUCCACACUUGCUCUUCCAAAAACCUGGUAUUCAGUCCGUGCCUCUUCCUCCUGCCCCACCCUUCUCUCAGCCAGCUUCAGCAGUGCAGAAAAAGAGACAAGGCAGAGGUGCAGUAAGCAACACUGGGAAGUUAAUUCCGCCUCCGCUGCCUCCAGCAAGAUCACCAUCAACUGAGCUUACGAUCAAGUGUCCAUAUGCCCAAGUUUCAUCAUGGCCAGCUGCACAUGAGCCCUAUCCACAGCACAGAAAUGGAAACAUGCACAUCACUGAUGACUUUGAGUCUAAGUUUACUUUCCAUUCUGAGGAAGAAUUCCCCCCUCCUGAUGAAUUCAAGCCAUUUCAGAGAAUUUAUCCCAGCAAGGAAUCUAGAGAAUUCCCUAAAAAUCCUCCACUAAGAACACAUGUGAGAUGAGAAGAUCCCUCCAACAGACCUCUGGUGCAGUACUACACAGGAGGAGUGAAGAUAACAAGAUAAUGUAUGAAACAGAGGAGGUUUUGUUAAAUGAGUAGAGAUUGUAUUUUAACAAUCAAAUGAUGCAGUGUUGGACCUGAUUUGAUAUUUUUAAAACUGGAAAAGAAAUACUUUAAUUAUGUAUUCUCUGAACAAGCCUAGUCAUCAUAUGGCAGUAGAGGAGAGCGCUGGCACAGGCUUUUAAAUUAUUGUUGGAUACUUUACUUCAGGAAUUUUUAAAACCAAGCACCAUGAGAUUUAAAUUCUUCAGUAGUGUUCACUAUGUAAUUCUCAUUCAAAUCAUCAUCAAGAGAUCAUCUCAAACAGUAUUCCAUGCAUUAAAUACACUCCGAUAUUUUUCUUUGUCACCUUUUAAAUAUUUUUAGUAUUCCCCCCCCCCCCCGAGCUCUAAUUAUAUUUACAGGAGUUUUCAAUUAAUUAUCUGAAAAUAAGAUACUAUAUAUUGUAUGGUUGUUGGCAUGACUCUAUAAUCUCAUUGUAAGUUACUUUGCUACCUGUUUCCUACCUACCCACCACACUGCUGCAAAAUGGCCUCUCCUUCAUUACCACCACAUACAGGUCCAUAAUUACAGGGAUUUAUUGGUCAAACAUAUCUAUAGGCAGGAGGAAGGUUCUGCGGACACCACUGCACACAGUACGCUAUUCUAUCUCAGAUUUGCUAGUGGGUGUGCCUGUCAGAAGGGAAUGAGCUAGAACAUGACUGCCUGGGCUGGACUGCCUAACAGCAUUGCCAUCAGGGCAGGCCCCAGCGCGCCAAGCACGUGAUUGGGGCGGCAUGCCGCAGGGGGGUGCUUUGCCAGUUGCCGGG